AUGUUGAGUUUCAUAUUUAAAGCUGAAAAAUUGUUAUAUAAGAAAAUUAUCAAAGAGUUAUCCGAUCAAUCUAGUAAAAAAUUUGACAACAACACCAAAACUUUAGAACAAUUAGAUCAUUGGCGAGACAAUGAAUUGCGUGAUAUAGUAAAGAAAAGAUAUGAUUUUGAACGUGGUGAAGCGUACUUAACUAAGGAUGAAGUUGUGAAUUUGAUGGAUUGGAAAUUAAGCAAAGGGAAAUUUCGCCCAACCUUGCCAAAAUUGAUUAGAUCAAAUUCAGAAGAAGAGGUUAAACAGUGUACUCAAGAGGGGUUCAAAAUAAUGACGAACUAUUUCAAAUCAUUACCUGAAAAAUCGUUUUGGUCAAAUGCCACAAGCAAAUACUGGGAUGAAUAUUUGACAGUAAUUAAGACUUCCAUGAAAAAAUUGUGUAAGUUGAGAGGAAUUGGACCUGCUACUGCCAGCUUAUUAUUAUCAUGUUUAUACAAAAUUGAUGAAGUGAGAACUCCUCCAUUUUUCAGUGACGAAGCCUUCAUGUAUUACGUGAUUGAUCCUUCACGCCCUAAUACCAAUAUAAAAUACAGUGUUAAAGAAUAUGUAGAGGAAUUCUUGCCUGUUUUAUUUCAGAUUGUGAAAACUGAGAAGGGAACGACAAAUUUUAAUGAUUUGGAAAAGGGUGGUUGGGCUUUAAAGUAUUAUAGUUUACAUUACGAUGAUAUUUUGGUAAGCGUGAGGAAUAUAUUUGAUCCAGAAAUUAAAGGUUGGGAUAAGUUUGCAAUGGAGUCGAGGCCAACUUUGAAACAAGACGACGAACAACAAGAAUCAAAACUGAGAAAAAGAAGAAAAACGAAGUAG
Molecule: messenger RNA, 855 nt
Organism: Lodderomyces pseudojiufengensis
Lineage: Eukaryota; Fungi; Ascomycota; Pichiomycetes; Serinales; Debaryomycetaceae
Exons: 1
Coding region: 1-855 (284 amino acids)
Source: RefSeq, a predicted model, not a curated record